AUGCUUGUGGUGCACUCUGUUGUUGUUGAAACAAUUUUAUUUAGUAAUCUCUGCUUUCCAAGGUUGCGUCAUUGUCUCUCACGACUGUCUCAACACCACCAAACAUCCAAAAAGAAAACACCACCAACAUCUCAACUUGGAAGUACUGCACCUUCUCUUGACGCCAUUCGCCCUUCCAAUACUCGGGUUGAGUGGAUACCCGUUGAUGAAGUCAAACAGCAGCUAUUCAAUAUCCCACCCGGAGUGAAUUUCAUGCCGGUUCUUGUUGCUGCAGAUCAGGAAAGAUCAAUUAGAGAGGGAGAGAGGUUAGCAUCUCUACGGUCUCGCCUUCCGCUACAACGAGUAAGUUUUGUUUUCUAA
Messenger RNA from Cooperia oncophora, 360 nucleotides. Lineage: Eukaryota; Metazoa; Nematoda; Chromadorea; Rhabditida; Trichostrongylidae. The record is from the annotation of a GenBank genome assembly.